CGAAAGUCCACGAAAAUGAAGGGGCUAUUAGCUGUAGUGUUCCUGGUGGGUGUGGCAGCGGAGCCCCCAGCCCCGUACCCGCCGAGCGGCUGGCGACCCAGCGGACCCGCCUUCGAACUUCCACAGAACGGACAACAGUCUCAACAAUACCUGCCGCCUCUGGACCCUCGGAAUCCAGCUGUCCCAGGCGUGGACUACGGAACACCUGACGUGUCAGUCCAAGGUCUCCCCACGCAAGAGCAGCAGCCAAUCUUCCAAGGGUCACCCGUCCAUGGACAGCCUUCUCAGGGACCUGGCUUCCAAUCCGACAUCAGGAACUUAGACCAAAGUCUUCAGCAGAAUCAGUACCAACAACAACAAGAAAUCUACCGUCAGUUCCAAAAACAGAAGCAGCUAGAAGCCGCCCAGGCCAAAAGCAAAGGAAACAGUCUCCCAUCACCCAAAGCUCCAAGGCCUUUCGCUCGCACCACUCCUGCACCUUCCACCACAGCAAAAGCUGAGCCCACCACCGAGGCGCCAGCAUCUCAAGUCACUGAGGCUAAUCUGAACGAGCGCGAGAUCUUGGAAGACGAUGGUCCUUCAGCUGAACUUAAGCAAAGAACAUCAGUGGAAGUAUCUAAGCAAAACAUCCAACAAUACCCUGGAGAAUUCUACCUGAGUUCUCUAGCCCAGUUGCAGUUGCAGCCCCAGUUCGUUCCUCUUCAGCAAAUCAGGAACUCCUACCUUCAACCCAUCCAGGCUGAGAAGCAGGUUGGUUUCGAUGGACCAGCUCAUUUCGCUGCCCUGCCUUCAGUUUUGGCGCAACAGCAAGCGAGUCCUCAGCCGUUACCCCAAAGUCCUGCUUUAUUGAUCGGUGAACAAGCACCAAAUCCUGGCUUCAUCGUGCAGCAACCCUUAGCUCAGCACCAACCUGCUGCCGCUUAUCAACCCGUACAAGCUCAGUACCAACCUGCGGUACAGCCCCAGGCGGCCCAACCAGAAUAUUUACAAACAAAUCCUGAUGCGGUAGCAGUCCAACCUGUACAGCAGUACCAACCAGUUGCUUACCAACCUCAGGUGGCACCUUUACCUCAAAUCCAAGUGCAACCUGUUGUUUUGCAACCUCAGUCCGCGCCUCAACCCCAGGGUAAAGAUCGCGAAGAAAUCGAGAACCAAGGUGACAACUCUGAGUUUCAAGCCCAGCAAGUUUAUCAGCAACCGCAGCAGGUUUACCAACAACCGCAACAAGUAUAUCAACAGCCUCAACAAGUAUAUCAACAGCCUCAACAAGUCUACCAACAGCCCGAACAAGUCUACCAACAGCCUCAACAAGUAUUCCAACAACCCGAGCAAGUAUAUCAACAACCCCAGCAGUUUUACCAACAACCAAUCAUCGUAUCUCAAAACCAGGCUCCUCAGCAGCUUUACCCAGCCCCGUUAAACAAUCAGGGCGAAGUCUACGAGGGUCAAUUUCAACCCCAAAUAAUUCCGGGUGCUCAGCCUCAGAAUUUCCAAGGUCAAGACGCUUUGCAGAGUGGUUUGGAUGCUAACCAAGAGGGAAACGACAUAGACCAGGCCGAAGAACAGGAGUCGGAAGAAGAUGACGAAGGCACCAGGAGUACAGCCGUAGCAACAGUAUUUGGUGCGAGGACGCAGCCGCGCGUAUUCACGCAAUACGGGGCUCCGUUCCCAGUGCCGAGGGUUCAAGCUAAACCUAGCUUCACCACUACAGAAUCACCAGUUGAGGAGGUGACAGAAGAAGGUCCAGCCAUUGCUCAGGCUGUAGCUGUUGCCAGCAGGCAGAAAAACGCAAAACUCAGGAGGAACCGCAUUCGACCAGUCUUCACAGUGGACCGAUCUGGACAUUUAGUCCUCGCUCCUGGACAAUAAAUGACAACAUAUCCAAUAUCACACAGAAACUUUCUCCAAAAAGUAUAUGCUAAUGUUGCGUUGAUUUAGGAUGAAUCGUAUUUAUUUUCUAUGCGCGGUGUUUCCGCUCUGCAUAGCUGUGGAUUUAUAACCGCCAUUUUCAAAAAAAGAUCCCAACCGCUUUUCGAUCUAUUUCAAAAAUGGACCAAUCAGAACAAAGUAUUUCUGACAUGCUUGCAAAUGAGUUAUUUUGAUUGGUUCAUUCUCGGAAUCGAAUUUCAGAUUGUGAUCGUUUAUUGUAAACGGUUGUAAAUGAUACAGAGUCAUAGUUUAGCCCCAUUUAGACGGAUCAAUUAUUGCUAAUAAUCGUACGCAAUUAUUGCUUUAAAAAUUGCCUCGUCUAAACAUGUGUAAUGGCGAAGCCAUUCUCGUUCGCCUUAACGACUAACAGAUAUUAAAAAAAAUGAUCAAUUGUUAGCAAUAAUUCCUCCGUCUAAAUGAGACUUAAAUAUAUAGCAGAAUCGAUGCAACUCUAUUCGGUUAGAGUGAAUGGCUAAUUAACCUAAAAACAUUUUUUUCGAAAAUGUUUAAUUUAAAAAACAUAGAAAAAUUGCUGAUUUUAAAUAUGUAUGAAACUUGUGUCACUAAAAAAUUUGGCUUAAGACAAUUAGCCUUUCCACCGCCAAAAUAAUAUAAAUAAACAACCCUAAUCGCUAUCUUCGUAAAAAUGAACCAAUAAGAAUAGUUCGACAUGCUUACGGAUGAGUCUGAUUGGUUUAUUUUUAGGAUCAAUCCGUAGUUAGCGAUUAUGAUGGUUUAUAGUAUCUGUCCGUAAUAAAAUCAGUAAAUAACCUUUGUCAAUGUUUAUCACCUUUACUCUGUAAUUGAUGUCUUAAGAGGUUUAAUAUAAAAUGUGAACGUAACUUGGGACCUGAAUUUACUACUAGUUGACCAAUUAAGUUUCUUACAAGCAAUCAUCAAAUAUAAUGAAGUUUGAGGUCAAAAUUCGUUACUUCUAUUUACGUCAAACUUAAUUGUUGUUAAGUUAUUUGAACGUGGCAAACUCAAAAUAAAGAAAUUAAAGUUUUCAGCAAUAAAUAUCACAUAUUAAGUUAUAGGUUACAAUACUCAGCACUGAAUAUUUCAAUGGUUUUUAGAAAGAGAUAGGUGCUUAGCUUCGGGUUUAUAGAGCACUCUUUCACUCCCUAAAUGACAUUGUGUUACUAAUUUGCUUCUCUUUCUUUAUCUACAAAUUUACUGCCGCGUACUGUAGUUAUGAGACAUUGUGUUCUUUAUUUAUUUUCGCCUUUAAUCUAACUAUAUUUAUUUUCAUGAAGGUUUUUCCUAACAGCUUAUUUAAGUUGUGAAUAAAGAAUUAUAUUUAA
Messenger RNA from Manduca sexta (tobacco hornworm), 3233 nucleotides. RefSeq names its product putative mediator of RNA polymerase II transcription subunit 26. The record is from RefSeq and is a predicted model, not a curated record. Bases 16 to 1869 code for a protein of 617 amino acids. Lineage: Eukaryota; Metazoa; Arthropoda; Insecta; Lepidoptera; Sphingidae. The transcript has 7 exons.